Molecule: messenger RNA, 7196 nt
Organism: Heterocephalus glaber (naked mole-rat)
Lineage: Eukaryota; Metazoa; Chordata; Mammalia; Rodentia; Bathyergidae
Gene: Smcr8
Product: SMCR8-C9orf72 complex subunit
Cellular component (GO): guanyl-nucleotide exchange factor complex
Molecular function (GO): GTPase activator activity
Source: RefSeq, a predicted model, not a curated record
AAGUCUGCGCAGACACUUCCGGGUCACGCGACGUUGUUGACCGCGAGUCAUGUGAUGCUAAGAUGGCGGCGCCGCGGUAGCUCUCUCCGGUUUGUGGCAUCGAAGGAGCCGCGACGCUUUCUGCCCUCGGGCCGUGGGGGUGGCAAAGCUUGGCUGACCCCUGCGGCCACGUUAGGCACUCUAUCGGGACUGGGGCUGUUGCAGUAGCGGUGGGUUUCUCGAGUGCUAGUGAUCUUAUUGCAGGUGCCUUGCUCCGGCGGUGCUUGCCGGAGGAAGAGGAGAGAGACCAUCCUCCGCAGUCUUCUGUGUCUGCAGCUUUGCAGUUCACGAGGCCUCCGAGAGGUCCGGAGGAGCUGUACUUCUGAGGGAGCUGCUAAAGUUCGAGUGCUGUAGUGUGAGAGGCAGUCUAGGCUCCCUGGGGCCGCAAAGAAGACCUCAAAGACUUCGCUUCCUCCUUUAGAGGCCUGGCUUUGCUGCAUCGAUUGACCCCGCGUUCUUUCCCACUUCCUCUCAAUGUUCUCUUCCUAUAUCAGGAAAUAUGAUCAGCGCCCCUGAUGUGGUAGCUUUCACCAAAGAAGAUGAGUAUGAGGAAGAGCCUUACAAUGAGCCGUCCCUGCCUGAGGAGUACUCCGUGCCACUCUUCCCCUUCGCCAACCAGGGAACCAACCCGUGGUCUAAGCUGUCCGGGGCCAAGUUCUCGAGGGACUUCAUCCUUAUUUCUGAGUUCUCUGAGCAGGUGGGACCCCAACCCUUGCUGACCAUCCCCAACGACACCAAAGUUUUUGGCACCUUUGAUCUCAAUUACUUCUCUCUGCGGAUCAUGUCUGUGGAUUACCAGGCUUCCUUUGUGGGCCAUCCUCCUGGUUCUGCGUACCCUAAGUUGAACUUUGUGGAGGACUCCAAAGUGGUACUGGGAGACUCCAAGGAAGGAGCCUUUGCAUAUGUGCAUCACCUAACCCUGUAUGACCUAGAGGCCCGAGGUUUUGUGAGGCCCUUCUGUAUGGCUUAUAUCUCAGCAGACCAGCAUAAAAUCAUGCAGCAGUUCCAGGAGCUUUCAGCUGAAUUUUCCAAAGCCUCCGAGUGUUUGAAAUCAGGCAAUAGGAAGGCAUUUGCUGGGGAACUUGAAAAAAAGCUUAAAGACUUGGAUUACACCAGGACAGUCCUGCAUACAGAAACGGAGAUCCAGAAGAAAGCCAAUGAUAAAGGUUUUUACUCAUCUCAGGCAAUUGAAAAGGCUAAUGAACUGGCCAGUGUGGAGAAGUCCAUCAUUGAACAUCAAGACCUGCUGAAGCAGAUCCGCUCAUACCCUCACAGGAAGGUGAAGGGGUCUGAUUUGUGUCCUGGUGAGAUGGAGCACACCCAGGAUCAGGCUGAUCAUGCAUCCACUACCUCUAACCCAGAUGGGUCUGCGGACUCAGACAGUUACACCUGCAGACCAGCGUACACCCCAAAACUCAUCAAAGCAAAGUCCACCAAGUGUUUUGACAAGAAGUUGAAGACCUUGGAGGAGCUCUGUGAUACUGAGUAUUUCACCCAGACCCUGGGCCAGCUCAGCCACAUUGAGCACAUGUUCAGAGGAGAUCUGUGCUACCUCCUAACCAGUCAAAUUGACCGAGCACUUCUAAAACAACAACACAUAACAAACUUCCUCUUUGAAGACUUUGUGGAGGUUGAUGACAGGAUGGUGGAGAAACAAGACAGUGUACCCUCUCAGCCCAGUCAAGACAGGCUACCUUCCAGGUCUCUGGAAGAAUGCCCGAUUCCUAAAGUGUUAAUUAGUGUUGGUUCCUACAAGUCCAGUGUGGAGUCUGUGUUGAUCAAGAUGGAUCAGGAACUUCGAGAUGAGGAGUACAAGGAAGUAGAGGUAACAGAAUCAAGCAGUUUUGAGCCCCAGGAAAACUUGGACUACCUGGAUAUGGACAUGAAAGGGAGCCUCAGCAGUGGUGAAAGCAUUGAAGUUUUGGGCACGGAGAAGUCCACUGCUCUACUGUCAAAGUCUGACAGCCAGGCUAGCCUCACGGUACCAUUGAGUCCCCAGGUGGUCCGAAGCAAAGCAGUCAGCCACAGGACCAUCAGUGAGGACAGUAUUGAAGUCCUGAGCACCUGUCCUUCUGAGGCCCUCAUCCCUGAUGACUUUAAGGCCAGCUACCCAAGUGCCAUUAAUGAGGAAGAAUCCUAUGCAGAGAACGAGGGGGCCAUCCACUUCCAAGUAAGCCUCAGUCCACUGGAGCUGGGUGAGGUGCAGGAGGGUGGCUUGGAAAACACCCCACCCCAGAUAGACUCCUCCUGCUGUAUUGUGAAGGAGAGCAAUGGUCAGCUGGUGCCGCUCCCCACUCCUGCCCACACUCACGCUGAUGAGUACGGCGUGGUGAGCAUUGCCCCACAGCGCUACAGGCAGAAGGACCAAGGCUUCCGUGUGGACUUUGCAGUGGAAAACAUCAAUCCUUCCCAAGACAACAGUUGUGAAGCAUUCCCAGCUUAUGAGUUGGAUCCAAGCCACCUGCUGGCUAGCCGGGAUGUCAGUAAGACUAGCCUGGAUAACUACUCGGACACCACCAGCUACGUGAGCAGUGUGGCCUCCACCAGCUCAGACAGGACCCCCUCCUCUGCUCACCCUGUCAGCCUGUCUUCUGAGAGACAUAAAAAGAAGGCUGGCCAGAAUGCCUUAAAAUUUAUUCGCCAGUAUCCCUUUGCUCACCCGGCCAUCUACUCCCUGCUCAGUGGGAGGACACUUGUGGUUCUAGGAGAAGAUGAGACCAUAGUCAGGAAGCUUGUGACUGCACUGUCCAUCUUUGUUCCCAACUAUGGCCACUAUGCCAAGCCUGUGAAGCACUGGGUCUCUUCUCCUUUGCACAUUAUGGAUUUUCAGAAGUGGAAGCUUAUUGGCCUGCAGAGAGUGGCCUCCCCUGGCAGUGCAGGCACCCUUCAUGCCUUGAGCCGCUACAGCCGCUACACAAGCAUCUUGGACCUGGACAACAAAACCCUGCGCUGUCCCUUGUACAGGGGCAUGCUGGUGCCCCGCCUGGCAGACCACCGCACUCAGAUCAAGCGGGGCAGCACCUAUUACCUGCAUGUGCAGAGCAUGCUCACCCAGCUCUGCUCCAAGGCCUUCCUCUACACCUUCUGCCACCACCUGCACCUGCCUGCCCAUGACAGGGAGACAGAGGAAGUGGUAGCCAGUCGCCAGCUGAGCUUCCUGAAGCUGAACCUGGGCCUAGUGAAUGAGGACAUCAGGGUGGUCCAGUACCUGUCUGAGCUGCUGAAGCUGUACUACAUGCAAGAAUCUCCUGGGACCAGCAACCCCAUGCUCAGGUUUGACUAUGUACCCAGCUUUUUGUACAAAAUCUGAGGUUGGUCCCAGCCAUUGUGACCAAGACCUGUGACUCAGGGUGCAAUGAAGGGAGGGAUUGGCAUGACCAAAAGGUUGCCUGAACUGGACUGUUGAGAUUUCUGAUCUCAUCAGUGAGAAAGAAAUAAGAGCUAAAAGCCCAUUUUUCUCAGUGUCUGGAAGUACAGUAAGUUUUCUUUGGCUCCCUGGUGAAGAAUGGCCCCUGGAUAAGGGAUGUCUUUGGCUUUCUGAGGACCAGCAGCCCAACCAGGAAGAGAAAACCUCAGUCCUUGGGCUGGGAAGAGGUGAGGGGUGGAGCACCCAUAGCCUGGAUGGGAGAAGCACACUGGCCACAUUCAGCAUCACCGGACACUUGGGUGGCAAGAAUCGGCCAGGGAAGCAGCCUUUUAACUGAUGAUAUGAAGGAAAACAGGACGACAGAACAUCUAUUGCCUCAUUCAGACCCCAUGUGGCCCUUUAUUUGGCCUCUUGGAGCCCAUCAUCCCAGGGGAGGCUCCUGAAUAAGAUGGAGAAAGAAGGCUCUGGCUAGCUGAGGAGUGGGAAAAAUACACUUCUAGGCUCCUUGGUUGCAGAGAACAUGAGAGGCCCCCAUUUGGCCUCACCUCCACAGGGAGGGAAGCGCCUGUGAGUGGCCCUUGGAGAAUAUUCCUCAUAGUCAUCCCUAGGCCCAGAUGUGAAACAGGUACCAAAUGGCCAUAGCAAGUGUGAGGGCCACCCUGGGAACUGCAAAUGGAGACAGCCAUGGGGCCACAAGGCUGUCUCCACUGUGCAAAUGAUGAACUGUCAGUUCUGGGGCUGCCCAUGGGCUCCUCCUAGCCAGAGUACAUGCACAUUGAUUGUUCCCUGGGAAGGUCACAUGCCAGGACUUGGCAGACAUCAUAACUCUAGUUGCCACUCACAGCAAACCUUUGCAACCACUUUACUACCUCUCACGGGUUCUUAUGGGCUUGGUGAUAGCAGUUUUCUGUUCAGCUGGCUGGUAUGGAUGGUCAGCCUAGCUGGUAGGAACUGAGAUGGCAGGGACUUCAUCAGCUAGCUCCCAUGGGGCUCUCCUUGUGGAGCUGCCUCUAGGAGGCUGUGCUUACCUGUCCCCAGAGCUCACAACUCUCUGUGCAAGUCCACAGGGUGGGGCUGGAGGUAUGUUUCUCAGUGUUUAGACACAGGCCUGCUCAGAAGAUGAAGGGAGGAGACUGGUGAGGAGUGAACAGAAUAGAGUGCCAUGGAGUGGUCCAAGAAAUAGCAACAGGAGCCUCAUUCUCAAAGUGAUUCUUCAUUAAGAUGCUUUUCCUGAUUAGGGGUUGAACUCCCAAAAUUUAGAUUUUGGUUAUAAACUGUUUCUGUAUGGCAAUUUGAAGGGAUUAUUUAACACAAAGCAUGCUUCCUUUCAAGAGGGCUCUUAAUGGGCCUGGUACUGAGUCAUCACUUGGGCAGAGGCAGUUAAUACUGGAUGCUGUCCUCCCAGCUUCUCCAUUUUGGAGGACUUGAAGCUUCUAGCUAGAUGUUUCACCUUGACAAUGCAGAGACCUAUGCAAUGGGACUAAUCUCUUCAAGAAUUUUCAUCUAUGGUGUUCCUCUAGUAAUGGGCUAAGCAGUUUAAUCAACAUUAAAACACAUUUCCUACAAAGGAAGGGACAUCAACAUUCCUUAUUACUUCUUUACUCCUUUCACUUUGGGGCCCACUACUGAAACUGGCUGUCUUCAGGUUGGUUUCAACUUGACCUCCAACCUGUUCUCUCUUCCCUUAUUUCAUAACAGUCCAGAUGAACCAUCUGAUUAGGUUGACAGUGACAGUUGCAGAGGCUCCAUUUUAGAGAUCAGUCCAUGGCCUCCUUUAACAUGUGGGGUGGGGUAUGCUGGCCUGAGGUGCUGUUUCCUGUUUCAAUAUUUCCCUAGAAAUCUUACUUCUUGGUGGAAUCUUUUUUUGUUUUUUUGAUACCACGGAUUGAACUCAGGACCUUGUGCUUACGAAGGCGCUGGAACUGCUGAGCUAAAUCCCUGGACCUCUUGGUAGAAUCUUUGGAUUUUAAAAAUUGUGACUCUUCCACAACUUACAGCAGUGGUUGAAGUUACACACCUUGCUCCUGGGUUUAGAAAUGGACUGUGAUAGUGAACCUGUCAUUCCUCAUCUUGGUUUUUUUGGGGGUACCAGGGAUUGAACUCAGGACCUUGUGCUUGCGAGGCAGGCACAGUGCCACUAAGCUAAAUCCCCGGCCCUCCCCAUCUUGCUUUUGACCUUUUUCAGAUCAGUUGCUGUAUUUGAAGUAUAGAUUUCAACCCCACGCCAAUUCAGAAGUUCUUCAAAUUUCUUUCUUUCUUUUUUGGUACCGGGGAUUGAACUCAGGACCUUGCACUUGCAAGGCAGGUGACAGAACCACUGAGCUAAAUUCCCAGCCCAGUUCUUCAAAUUUCUAAGAAGGCCAGUAGACUUCACCCCAAGUGCCAGAGCUGCUAUGCUUGUACCACAUGAUCUAGAGGCAAAGAGCAGCCCUCCAUUUCCUGGCUAUCUUGCAUGUACACUGCCCAUCUGCCAGUGCUAAGGACAUGCCCCAUGCCCAAACUCAAGUGCUGCAUGUGGGCCAGUGUCUUGUCCUGUUGUGUUACAUCUUUGCAGGGCCAGCAGCACCAACUGAGCCAACAAGGAGAGGUGUUGGCAGGCAUACAAGGCCUCUGGAGGAACUAAGCUGUCACGGCAGGCAAGUAGGCUUCUCCCAGUCUCCUUUACCUUCCACCUCCUAGAAAGCUCACGAGGAAGUGCCUUGGCUUAUGCUUUGAAGCAAACGGGCCAGCUUUUGGCUUUGCCCCAAAACUGUGAUCAAAAGCGACAGAAUUGGAAUUUUUAAGAGACGAAAGUAUUAAGAGACUGUAAAAAGCUAAAAAGAUCAAAUUUCUACUUCUGGAUGGAAAGUGAAGCCACUUUGAGGUGAUAAGGUUGGGCACAGUAAGUUUUCCCCAUCUCCUCCUCCUCCCUUGGGCCCCUGGUCUAUUAAGUUUGGUGAAAACUUUGGGAAAGAUGUGGCAGAAGUGGAUGGGGGAAUGGCGGUGAGAUGAACAUGCUCCAUCUUGCUAACCUGCUGGUAUGUAACUCAAGUUCCCAGGAGGGCCUGCUUUGCUUCCAACUGAAGGUCACACACAAAGGGUCUUGGAGCUGUCCCAUUAUCUUCAGCUGGGCAGGACAGUAAUCAAGCCUCCAAAUUAAGACUGCUGAGGCAGCAGAUCAGCUCUCAAAUCAGACACAGAGAUGUAGGAACUGAUGUCACCCACAUCCGAUGGGGACCUGGUGCAGCUGUCUCCACACUUCAAUGAUGGAAAUACCAACAGGUUGGACCCUAAGCCAUGGGGGGGUCCGUCACCUGCAAUACAGGACCCCAGGGAGCCUCUGCCAGGCUGUCUUGACACUGGAUAGUUGGAGCUACAGUUUGGACUGAGAUAAAUGCCACCCUAUAGGUUGCAGUGAGAAAAAGCAUAGUCUUGUGCUGAACUCAUAGUUGUUAUUUUCUAAAAAGCUAUUUUAUUAUUGCAUGUCUUGUGUCUGUGAAUGUCUGUCCCGAACCCAUGAGCUGAGUCGUCAUAGUGGCUAAAGCCAGAGUACGACUGACAUGUGUGACAGUAUCUCACAGGUGUGACUGCACAGGAGUUUAUAGAGUAAAUGCCAAACAGUAUGAGGAGUGUACUUUUUAAGAAAUUUAUUUAUUUGAGUUUAGAUAUUUUUGAAAUAUAAAAAUUGGUUAUUUUUUAAAGCUAUGAUUCUUGUAGACAUUGUGGUUAAAAAUGAGUGUGCUUAUUAAAAAUGGUCAUGUAUGGUUUGCAUCUCAGCUAUAUGAAAAAUAAAAAUUCUCUGGGAAGGUGA